GGAGACGGAGGGGUCUCUCUGAGAGCCCCCCCUGCAUUGCCAUUUGAGACCCCUGGGGCUGCCCCUCACCCCCUACCAGGGGCGCUUGCCCUCCCUGCCAGAUGCCCCCGGGACAGGCCCCAAGCCCCCUCCUGUGGCCGCCCCUCAACUACAGGGGUUGAUCUGUGACCCCUCGAGAGGUCCCGGGGUGGGGGCCCGGCAGCCCCCUCCUCCCCCCUCUCCUCCCUUGUCCCUGUCCCUGGGCCGCGGAUCCUCCCCCGGCUUCUCUUCCCCGUUUUUCCUUCCCGAGCUUCUGCUUUCCCGGGGCGGGGGCGCGCAGCCAGGCCCCCUCCUCCGUGGUUGUCCCCCCCCACCCCGACUCCCAGCACCCACGUUGCCGCCGGCCAGGAUGUCGGAGAACCAGGCGCACGCCCACACGAACCACCACCCGGGGGCCAACAACGCCGGGGCCGGCGCGGCAGCCGGCGGGAACAACCGGGGCGUGCGCAACCCCAACCUCAACCAGAACCCACUGAUCAAUGUGCGCGACCGCCUCUUCCACGCCCUCUUCUUCAAGAUGGCUGUCACCUACGCCCGCCUCUUCCCGCCCUCUUUCCGCCGCAUCUUCGAGUUCUUCGUGCUGCUCAAGGCCCUCUUUGUGCUCUUCAUCCUGGCUUACAUUCACAUUGCCUUCUCCCGCUCGCCCAUCAACUGCUUGGAGCAUGUGCGGGACAAGUGGCCACGUGAUGGCAUCCUGCGAGUGGAGAUCCAGCGCAACUCCAGCCGGGCCCCCAUCUUCCUGCAGUUCUGUGAGGCGGAGAAGUUCCCUGGGAUGGUGAUCGAGUCGGUGGGGGACGAUGAGGAUGAGGACGAGGAGGAAAUGACUGUGGAGAUGUUCGAGAAUAGCUCUGUUAAGUUUGAGCUGGACAUCGAGCCCAAGGUGUUCCUCAAGCCAUCACGGGUGAGCAGCACUGAGGCGCUGACCCAGGCGUCCCACAACGAAAGCCAGGAGUUCUCCUUUAGCGAGGCGCCCACUAAAGUGUGGCCACAAGAAGAGUACAUUGUGGAGUAUUCUUUGGAGUACGGGUUCUUACGCCUGUCUCAGAGCACCCGUCAGCGCCUGAGCAUCCCGGUCAUGGUGGUGACGCUAGAUCCCACCAGGGACCAGUGCUUCGGAGACAGAUUCAGUCGCCUGUUGCUGGAUGAGUUCCUGGGCUAUGACGACAUUCUGAUGUCCAGUGUGAAAGCGUUGGCUGAAAACGAAGAGAAUAAAGGUUUCCUUCGCAAUGUGGUGUCUGGGGAGCAUUACCGCUUUGUCAGCAUGUGGAUGGCCAGGACAUCGUACCUGGCAGCCUUCGUCAUCAUGGUCAUUUUCACUCUGUCCGUCUCCAUGCUGUUGCGCUACUCUCACCAUCAGAUCUUUGUCUUCAUUGUGGACCUGUUGCAGAUGCUGGAAAUGAACAUGACCAUUGCAUUCCCCGCUGCUCCCUUACUCACUGUCAUUUUGGCUCUAGUAGGCAUGGAGGCCAUCAUGUCGGAGUUCUUCAACGACACCACCACUGCAUUCUACAUCAUCCUCAUUGUGUGGCUGGCUGAUCAGUACGACGCCAUCUGUUGCCACACUAACACUAGCAAGAGGCACUGGCUUAGGUUCUUCUACUUGUACCAUUUUGCCUUCUAUGCCUACCACUACCGCUUCAACGGACAGUACAGCAGCCUGGCUCUGGUCACCUCUUGGCUUUUCAUCCAGCAUUCCAUGAUCUACUUCUUCCACCACUACGAGCUGCCGGCGAUCCUCCAGCAAAUCCGCAUCCAGGAGAUGCUGCUGCAGAACCAGCAGGUGGGCCAGGGCACCCAGACCACGCUGCAGGACAACCUCAACAACAACACCACGGCUGCACCCAUCGACGUGGGCACCAGGCAGCCCCACCUGCCCACCGGUCCCUCUGCUGAAAGCGGCAGCCCCAUCUCUCUGGCCCCCGGUGAAGGCCCGGGGGCUGGCGCCGCCGCCACCGCCUCUGCCAUAGCGAGCAAUCUGAACUGGGUAGCCGAGACAGCUGCCAUCAUUACGGAAGCCUCGUUCCUGUCCGACCUGAGCCUCUUGGAGCCGAACGUGGUGCACGAAGCCAUGGCCAAUGGGAGCCCGCAGGAUGCAGCCGCUGCUGCUUCGAGCUUGCUAGCCCGAAUUCGAGUCAGCAGUGACCGUCCAGAGGCUGCUGGUGGCUCCAUCACAAUUGAAGUCACUUCGACUCCAGUGACUGCGCCAGCCGUGCCUGCUGCUGCAGAAGAUGCACCGGCUCCCCCUCUUGCCGCUGCUCCCCCUACCCCAGUGCAGGAGGAUGGAGCCCCUGUCCCCAGCCCUGCCCUCCCCGAGCAAACUGAGGCUGCAGAGGGGUGUCUCAGCCAAGCAGAGCAGAGUGGCAAGGACUGCGUUGCAAGCAGCACCCGGGCAGAGACAUCGGGGGCCUCUGUGCCAGGUACUAAACCACUCCAGCAUUUGGAUCCGAGUAGUGGGGACCCUGGGGAGACCAGCCCUUGCCCUGCAGCAGCAGGUGGGACAGCCUGCUCUGACCCAGACCGUGGGAGCCUGUCUUGAGUCCUCUCCUUCAGGGACUCCUGGCAGGCCGGAAGGGAUUUCUUUUGUUGUUUCUCAUCUCACCAUCCCAACCCGUAAUUCCUCUCAGUGGAAGCACAGCCUCUGGGGCAGAGCAAUGGUGCAGGAAAUUUCCCUCCAGAAAGUAAAUGUGCGAGAGCAAAAGGGACCGAUAAGCCUGGGGUCUUUUGUUCUCCAGCCUCCCCUGCAGCAAGGGAGAAGCCAUCCAUCCAGAGAAGCCAUUCUUCAGAGCAAGCCCCGCUUCUCUUGCACUGGGGGCAAACAGAGCUCCAGCACUGGUCAUUUUGCCUCUCUGGUGUCACACUACAGGUCUCCCUGCUCGAACCCCAGGAGGGUGGGCAGCUCUCAGGAGGGAGGGCUCCCUGUGGUACUCCCUGGCCCUGUUUGCCUUUGCCAGUGUCCUCCAGUUUGUGAUAGAAUUACUUUUUUUUUUUUUUUCUGGGUUUCAACCAAAAACAAGCGGGUGUCGCAUCAAACACAGCACGUUUUGAGAUGGGCAUAGAGGCUGGGGGAGGCUUACUGGCAGGAGUGGAAAAUCAGACCUCGGUGGGCUUCUGAAGCCACUUGCUGAAACCGAGAGCAGUUUCCUUCCGUUGCAAGAGGUUCUAAGAAGCUGGGUGGAUGCUACUUCUACAUCUGUACUCUGGCAGUGUUUGGCAGGGCCUUGGUGACUUCGUCACAUGGCCCCACGGAUACAGGGUGUGCGUCGGGGGUUGACACCUUUAGCGGUGGUGUACGUUGGCUGCCACAAAGGCAGAAUCUUCCCCUAUUUUUAGAAAGCCGUGGCAGUUGUAAGGGCUCGUUCUGCUGCCCAUUCAUUUGAGCCACGGUCAUCUGACAACAGGCUGCAGGUAAGGUUUCCUCUAGAGAUCGACUCAAGGCAGAGGGGACCGCGUCAGCAAGAUUUUCCCUUCCCCUGUACCAGAUUUAAUUACGCUAGUGAGAAGCUGGGCUCAACCUGAUCUGUCUCUGAGGAUCAUUUUGUGGCCUCUUCCCUCUGCAGUUGCCUGGCCUAUUUUUGGAGGGGUGAGAGCAGAGGUAAAGAAAAAAACCCCAACAAACCAAGUAAUGAGGUUGCUUUCCUGGCACUGUCUGGUUUUCUGAGUGCAAGAGAGUGGUGUUUCAGCUAGAGCUUCCUCCCCGUAUUAGAUGCACGUGACCGGGGUCAUGUUUGGAAGAGUCUGCCCAAACCCACUCACAGCAAGGGCUCUAGGAACCCAGCCUCAACGACAUGCAGAGCAGCUAGUGCCAGGCGGGUGAUAGCUAGAAACCGGUGUGCAGCUUCACGAGCACAAGACAGCCAUCCAGCAAGCUGGCGCACCGCAGUCCUGCUGCCCAGUGCCCCUUGACACUCAGCUGCUGCUGCUUCAGUGGCUUCGCUUGUUUUUCAGUGCCUUGUCCUGUGAGCGGGACACCAUCGCAUCCUUAGAUCGGUCCCUUCCCUGAGCCUAGGAGCCCUCCUGCUGCAAGGCCGGCAGGAGGGAGGGAGUCGUUGCAGGUCGAGAACCCUUGUUCUGCGUGGGUCAGUGGGAGCGGGAAGAGCCACGACGCUAAAGCUUGGAACAAAUUUCAGGCAAACCUCCCCCAGUCCUGCCUUGGUGGUGAGGAGCUGGGACAGGAGCGGGCAGAGGUGGCCCCAAAGGCUGGCUGAUGGGUUGGAGGAGGUGACAAUGGUACAUGAGGCUUGACUGGAGCCACGCGCAUGUGAUCAAGUGGGUUCUGCUUCACAGGAACAUCUCCCCCAGCAAGGCACCAAGAGGGAGAGAGGGUGCAUGGAAAGGCCCCAGGGGCAGGACUAUGGUGGGGCUCUAGACCCACUCUUAGGAGGGGCAGAGGCAGCUUGGACAUGGGGACGAUGCUGUGGGAAUGCCCAGUAGCUGUAGCCUUGUCCACAGGAGCGCAGCCACAUUCGUGCAGGUGAGGGCAGACCUCCUCUCGCCUCCUGAUGCUUAUGCACCAAGACAAGUGGGCUAUAGCACCAGGGGCUGCAGGAAACCUAGCCUGCUGCUAGGGAUUUCAACCAGAGACCUCUGUUUUCUUGGCAUUUCCCCACCCAGGAAGCCUGUCUAGGUGUCCAUCAGUGCCAAGGAGGUGGGGAGAAGGGUGCAUUAGUGACCUGCACAUUUCCCUCUCCGCUGAUGCAGCUCGUUGGCAGCUAAACUCUGCCUAAGAGCUUCAGAAGUGUCGGCACGAGGCAGCAGAAAGAGCUGUAAGGUUUUUCACGGGGGGCAUGCGUUGGGGAGAGGGGGGAAAGGAACCGAAUCAUUUGCUAAUGAAGAGUAGAGUUCAUUCUAUUUAAUUAAUGUACAAAAGGUGUUUGUAUAUAUAAUAAAUACUAUAUCUAACAGCUGCA
Alligator sinensis (Chinese alligator) is the source of this 4946-nucleotide messenger RNA. RefSeq names its product transmembrane protein 259 (gene TMEM259). Gene Ontology annotation, biological process: positive regulation of ERAD pathway; response to endoplasmic reticulum stress. Gene Ontology annotation, cellular component: endoplasmic reticulum. The record is from RefSeq and is a predicted model, not a curated record. Lineage: Eukaryota; Metazoa; Chordata; Crocodylia; Alligatoridae. Bases 389 to 2575 code for a protein of 728 amino acids. The transcript has 11 exons.